Trichomonas vaginalis G3 is the source of this 423-nucleotide messenger RNA. RefSeq lists its product as uncharacterized. NCBI's taxonomy places the organism in Eukaryota, Parabasalia, Trichomonadida, Trichomonadidae. The coding region runs from base 1 to 423 and encodes 140 amino acids. The record is from RefSeq and is a predicted model, not a curated record. The transcript has a single exon.
AUGGGAGCUUAUGGAAAUAUGCCUGCAGAACCUGAAAAAUCAUAUGGACCUGUAUUUUAUGAAAUGGUUGCGAACGCCUGCAAUACAAACAAUGAUAUGAUAGGAUUUAAUGAAGAUGUUAUGAGGUCAUUGGUGGAUGAUGGUAGUGUGGAACAUAAAUGGGAUAGCUAUGACAACACACAUUUCUUAUGUGGUUUUCCAACAGAAGUGGACUUUUGCUUCCAGCAAGGUCAAACAUCUACUGAUCCAAUAACAUACAAAUUGUCUGUUAAAGGACCUAUUGAACUAGCAACUGAAAAUGUACCAAAGCCACUUAUUGGAUUUAUGAGGGAUUGUUGCUUUGCCAUUCAGGUGCGUGCUAAUGGAAUCCCAAUAAUAAGAUUAGAUGACUAUAACUUAGCUACGGACGACGGUGAGGAAUAA